AUGGCUACAUCCACGCGAGUUGUUUCCGUCCAGCGGCUCAGCAAAGGGCCCGGCAAUUUGUCUCUGGCCGAAUGGUGGAAACAGGAGCGCAAUCAACAAACGCCCGAAUCCAAGGCCAUCGAAGAAGCUGCUGAACUUCUUCGUUCAAGUGACCUUCCUGUUGCCUUUCCUACUGAGACUGUAUACGGGUUGGGAGCCGAUGCCACACGCAGUGCUUCCGUCCAGGGCAUCUACCGCGCCAAACAGCGGCCUUCGGACAACCCGCUGAUCAUUCAUGUGGACUCACUCGACAUGCUUGAUCGCCUACUUAAUCCGACUUACCAAAAUAACUCCAACUCAACCAAGACACCGCCCAUCGGCAUCCCCUCAAUCUAUAACUCCCUGAUUGAACGAUUUUGGCCCGGCGCACUCACCAUCAUUCUACCUAAUCCCUCCGGCUCUUUACUGGCUCCCGAGGUCACCUCCAACCUGACGACAUUCGGCGUGCGCAUGCCCUCUUCACCACUGGCACGUCUCCUAAUUCACGCGACAGACCGUCCUCUCGCCGCACCAUCCGCCAACGCAUCCACCAAGCCAUCCCCCACAACCGCGCAGCAUGUAUACCACGAUCUCCAAAAUCGCAUUGAGUUGAUUCUGGACGGUGGCCCAUCCGGCGUUGGUGUCGAGAGCACCGUGGUCGACGGCCUCUGCGACCCUCCAGCCAUUCUGCGCCCCGGCGGUAUCGGCAUUGACGAGAUUCGCAAAUGCGAAGGAUGGGAAAACGUGGCAGUCGCCUACAAGGACGGCACGCUCGACGUGAAGGAGGUUCCCCGUGCACCAGGCAUGAAGUACCGCCACUACUCCCCAAAAGCCCGAGUUGUCCUAUUCGAGCCCACAUCCAACCCAGUCGGAGUGGUGAAGCACGUCAAUAAGGACCUGCAUGAUUCAGCCAUUGGCGCACACAAUAUUGGUAUUAUCCGCACGCGCAACUGGAAACUGGGCCUGGAGCUUGCCCCGGAAGCUGAGGUUGCCGCUACCGUGAAACCGGUAUCUAGUCCCAUGGAGGCUAUUGUCAGUUUCCCGAUUCCCGUACAGGAGAAUGGUAACCCGAGUAGCCGUACUAAGAUGGCAUACGAUAUGUAUCUUGGUCCGGAUGCCGUCUCCAUUGCGCAUGGUCUUUUCGCUGCCUUGCGCGCGCUGGACGAUCUUGAUGUUGAUGUGAUCUACGUUGAGGGUGUGUCCGAUAGCGAGGGCGACCUUGCUGCGGCCGUGAUGAACCGACUACGGAAGGCUGCUGGUGCUGAAUUGCGAGCUUAG
This is a messenger RNA of Penicillium soppii, 1296 nucleotides long. RefSeq names its product L-threonylcarbamoyladenylate synthase. Bases 1 to 1296 code for a protein of 431 amino acids. The record is from RefSeq and is a predicted model, not a curated record. NCBI's taxonomy places the organism in Eukaryota, Fungi, Ascomycota, Eurotiomycetes, Eurotiales, Aspergillaceae. The transcript has a single exon. Gene Ontology annotation, molecular function: nucleotidyltransferase activity; tRNA binding; double-stranded RNA binding. Gene Ontology annotation, biological process: regulation of translational fidelity. Gene Ontology annotation, cellular component: cytoplasm.